Messenger RNA from Magallana angulata, 1375 nucleotides. RefSeq lists its product as uncharacterized. Lineage: Eukaryota; Metazoa; Mollusca; Bivalvia; Ostreida; Ostreidae. The record is from RefSeq and is a predicted model, not a curated record. Bases 165 to 1163 code for a protein of 332 amino acids. The transcript is spliced from 2 exons. Gene Ontology annotation, molecular function: zinc ion binding.
ACAGGGUUAAAGGGACAGCUCGUCCUCCCGUACUCCAAAGAGAUAUAUAUAGAGUUGCCCAACCACCAUUAAUGUCCCCAGGUUUCCAUGAAGGGCGUGGUACAGGGAGCGUUGGCGACUCAAGUGGAUGUUUUCUAUCGAAUAUUUCAUGAAAACUAGUCACCAUGGCAACGAUGCGACAUUUUGCUCAAGACGUCAUCAGAUGUAACGUCUGCCCCGACAAUGGGGAGAGAGAACCGGCGGAGAUCGUCUGUAGGAGUUGUAGGAAGAACCUUUGUCAGGCGUGUGUGGCCAAGCACGUGCUGUCGUCCAGGAAGGAACAUGCUGUAAUACAGCUGAGCGCUAUAUACAGGAGACCCAAAAUACUAGUUGCUGCCUCACUCGUCCAAACCAUUCCUGGCGGGUUUAAGCCUUUGUCGAGGGUAGUGAAGUCACGUGAUGGGUAUUUGUGGACUUCAGCAGAAAUGAAUGUCAUAAAGAAGAUAGACAUGAAUGGUGUUGUCGUAGAAACACACAGUACGGGCUCCAUUCACGCCCCGUUUGAUAUUACUCUCAACAACACUGGAGACCUAAUGUUCACUGUCAUGGCCGCCAAAGAAUUAAAUGUUAUCAGAGACCAAAGAUCUGUGACUCUGAUCAAAAUCUCGGAUGGAUGGACUCCUCGCGGCUUAUGCAGCACGGCCAAAAACGAAGUUCUAUUAUCUAUGUUCAAAACUGGCAACCCGGACAAAGUCGUUCGUUAUUCCGGACCCCGAGUGAUUCAGGAAAUCUCUCAUGAUUCAUCAGGGUAUUUCAUCUUCAAGGACGCUUCCUACUUGUGCGAAAACGGUAACUACGACGUAUGUGUGAGUGACGUUGAAGCACGCUGUGUGGUGGUCCUCAAAAGUUCCGGAAUCCCAAGGUACAAGUAUAGCGGCCGCUCCCAGCCUAGCUUUGAACCCGGAAGUCUAGCAUGUGACAGUCUGUGUCACAUUUUGAUCGCAGACAAAGUUCAGAACUGUGUUCACAUCAUUGACAAAGACGGCCAAAUGCUGUCAGUUAUUGAUAGAAGUUUGACCACAAUACACAAGCCCGUGGGGAUCUGGGUGGAUGAGGAGGAUAUUCUAUUUGUUGCAGAGCGAGGGUCUGGGAAUAUAAAAGCGGUCAAAUACCUGGACGAAUGACGUAUUACAAUGUUUUUUAUCAUGGGUUAGUCUAUAGUUUAACUCCCAUACAAAUGUGAACUGUAUUUUUGUUUCCUUCAAAGCAUUGUCCAAUUUAAAAGCGGCGACAUAAAGUAGUGUUUAAUUUUGUCAAAAGUAAUACAAAAGAUGUAUACUAAUUAAACUUUAGAUGUGUGGGAUUAUUGAAAUAUAUUAACAUCUACUAAGUUUUA